ACUGACAACACUAGCUAAACUGACAUUAGCUAAACUAGCAUUAGAGAUAUUAGGCUGUAGUAAACACAGGAAUAGUUUUGUUACGCUUUUUGUAUACUUUCAUGUUUAUAGAGUCUUUUUAAACUCAUUUAACACUGCAGACAAACUCAUUUUUCUAACUUUAACUCACAAACUUCAGCUUUCGUUUUAAUAUCAGACAGCCAGCAUUAACUAGCUAGUGCCUUGCUAGCGUUAACGUUAGUUUGCUAACUCCAAACUAAGACAGUCACCUGAAGAUGUCCUCCACCGGCAGUACAGGAGAUGUUUUACAGCAGGUCAACCAGUUCUGGUCCAUGUUGGAUGAGCUUUCUGAAAAUGACCCAGCAGGUUACCGUAGCUUCAUGGAGAAACAGAUGAAGGACGGUGCUGCGUUCAGGUCACCGCCUGAGCUCCACUCCUGCUUGUGCACUGAAAUACUGCAGGAGCCCAAGAAAGGGUCGUUGUACAUCAACAUAUGCAGCUGGAAACGUGUGCCUGCACCUCAGGAUCCCAGCAGGCCUUUACCUGUGUGUGCAGGAAAACUGGAAACAGACACAGAUGAAGGUCGAGGCGUGUACACUGUGUUGGAUGUGGCAUUAAACCCUACUGUGCUGCAAGAAAGUAUGAAAGACAAAACAGAGGUGUAUACACUGGCCUUGAGCUUUGCCCAGCGGCAGUAUGGGAUGACGUUAUCUCAGCGGUAUACUGUCGUCAGCUGUGGCCCAAAAAAUAGCCUAGAGGACUUGUACCGCCGGCUUGGGUUUCAACAGUGGUCUAACACCUCCAAACAAGCAGGCACAGCCAGUCAGACCCCAGCUGCCCUUCUGCAGCAGAUCUCCUCUCUACGCUCAGAGAAACAACACGAGGACCCGGCAGCUCAAAUUAUCUGCAGACCUGUGGAGCACAAAAAGAAGGAUUUGAUCCAGGUCAUCUCCACUACAUUUGUGCAGCCUCAGAAGCCAGAGUACCAACUCGAGGUGAAGACCGAUACAGAAGGAGUUGCUCACAGCAUGGAGCUGACAGUGGAGCUGCCAAAGGUUUGCUCCGUGUCAGAAUGCCAGCUGAGAAUCUCCAAGGACGACAUCUUACUGGAAGUGGAGGAUGUCUACUAUUUACUUCUGGAAUUCCCCAAAACUGUGAUCGAAGAUACUGCGUCUGCCAUUUUUAACAAGAAGAAACGGAGGCUGACUUUGAGAGUGGAUGUUUUCUGACAAUUUGCCUUGAUGGAGACACAAAUGCACAGAGAGGUGAACAGUCAAGCUGGGAACGAGCUGAAGAAACCGUAAAGCUCGGAGUAAACUCUGACACGGAGGAUACCUCAAAGUAAACAACCAAAACAAACUAAAUUCCUGCUAUGCAAUCUGAAAAGCCUUGUGAGCACAUUAUGCUAUGCAGGGACUUCCAGCUAACAAACAAUAAACAGCUCCCCUGUAAACUGAUCUGCUCCCUGAUCAAAAGUAAUAUUUUUACUGGGACAAAUGUGCCACUGUGUCCCUUUGUGCUGUGUGGGCUGAUCUGCAGCAGCAAAUAUAAUUCUUAACCCCCCAAAAAUUAACUGACUUUAAUAACAAUCUGUGUGUUUUGUUUAUUAAUGUGUGGGUGUACGAGUGGAGGUGUAUAAUGGCUCCGAGCUGGAGUACAGUGUCAUUACUGUCAGCCCGGGGAAUAAUUGAGAACAAAAUGAUCCAUGCAAUAAUUCAUGUUUAUUAAAACAUCAAAAUUGAUGCAGAACAACAACAUCACUGUUUGGCAAUCUGGAACGUGUGAAAAAUGUCAGUAAACACUUUUAUUUUAAGGUUUGCAUACUAUGCACGGAUUACAGCUUUAUGGAGCACAGUUCGGGUUAUUCAUCGUAAAUCACGUUGGCUUUAUUUUAUAUUUCAGUUUCAAGUAUCACAUUACUGACCAUUAAUUGGCAGUCGCACAUAUUAAUUCAUGAGCUGCAAACAAUGUCUAAUAUCCAUCCCUUAAAAAUAAUGUGGCACCCAAAUGUCAAGUCAGAUUCUGCUUAUGAAACAUUCACUUUUAAAACAUGGUUUUGUAUCGAAACAAUGUAAGAUCCAUUGGUCCCAGUUAGCUGUAUUAUAACUUUUCUCUAUUACAGGGAGACACCCCAGGUGAACAUUUUCAACUCAUCACCAUGAAACCUCCCCAGUUGAUUACUUACAGUAAGACAAUUAUCUCUUUUAAUACAAGUUCUGAAAUGUUAUUAUGCAAAUGAGGCAUUACAUAAUUAAAUAUUCAUUGAUAUGUGUACAUUUCCAGUACAAACACCUGAACAUUGGAUAAAGCCAGCUUCAAAAUCCAUUUUUUCCUUUUAAAGUCAAAGGUUUUUACAGAGGGAAUUCUUUUUAUCCAUCCAUAAAUCUGAAAACACUGUCAACAGCCAUUAAAAAAUCUACUAUCACCCUGUUUUUAGGAAUAAAAUGUUCUAUAAAUCAGGCUAUGAAUGAUAUAUUAAUAACCCCCCUCUGUUAAAACCUUAAAUAAUAUAGAGAGGAACAAAACAGGAAACUUUGGUGUAUGUAAGUGCGACUGAGGUUAAGAGUUUUUGGCUCAGAGUAUGAGAAAAACUCCUUUUGAGAAAAUGGCCUUUAAAGAUACGUAUUUAAAAUUCCAUACAUUUUUAAACAAAGACACGACACCAGGGUGAAAAUUUAAAUAAUAGAUAUCACCAUGAAACUUCCCGUUUUCUUACAUUAAGACAAUUAUUUUUUUGUACGACCAGUUUUCUGAAUUUUUAUGUUUAAAUAUGCAAAUUAGACAUGAUCUAAUUAAAUAUGUGCUUUUUGCAUACAUCACAGAAUAGAAAUCUGAACUAAAACAUUUUUUGGGAUGUUUUCUUUCCACUAGCCUGAAAUAAGGCAUGA
Molecule: messenger RNA, 2888 nt
Organism: Epinephelus moara (kelp grouper)
Lineage: Eukaryota; Metazoa; Chordata; Actinopteri; Perciformes; Serranidae
Gene: pih1d2
Product: PIH1 domain containing 2
Exons: 5
Coding region: 276-1229 (317 amino acids)
Biological process (GO): box C/D snoRNP assembly; rRNA processing
Cellular component (GO): R2TP complex; cytoplasm; ribonucleoprotein complex
Source: RefSeq, a predicted model, not a curated record